This is a messenger RNA of Fusarium fujikuroi IMI 58289, 1125 nucleotides long. RefSeq lists its product as uncharacterized. The coding region runs from base 1 to 1125 and encodes 374 amino acids. The transcript has 2 exons. The record is from RefSeq and is a predicted model, not a curated record. NCBI's taxonomy places the organism in Eukaryota, Fungi, Ascomycota, Sordariomycetes, Hypocreales, Nectriaceae.
AUGCCUUUAUACUGUCUCUCCACGAAAGAAAAUGAUACACCGAUCUCUACAACACUCUCCAACGGGCAAGUCGACACUCCAUUUCGACUCGGGCUUCGGUUCCGCCCUCACGAUGGGACUACAAGAGCCCAAGAUAGAGACUUCAUAAAGCUCACGAAUGCGCCAGCGAAGGUCCCAAUGCAUCAGCGCGACCUUCCAUGCGUCCGCAAGGCCGCGCGCCUGGGAGAGAGCAUCAUUGCUGCCUUCAAGGAGGUGGAGCAGACAAUGCCAUUUGGCCUUGCAGUAAAGCUCAAGGAGACUGUCAUACAGACGUUGGGAAUCACGUCGACCAUGGGGUGUAUCAGCAAGGCCAAAGUGAGCACCCUGAUGCCAUACCAGAGAUUGGCCGGAAAACAUGGCAUCAAAAAGCAGCUUGGCUAUCCAGACUGGUUCUUCAUGGCUGCUUGGCUCGGCCCAGGCCACCCGUUUCUCGAAUCUAUUCGUAAAGACAUAUCAGAUGUCUGGGGCGUAGAGUUCCCAACCGACGCCAUCAUUUAUCCCGCGAUCCUCAACCGCGAAACCGAAGAGAGGCUUUUCAACGGAGAAAUUGCCCCUGCAACCAACGAAGAAUCCCUUGAGGAGCGUGCAAAAGCCAUCAUGAAAACAAUCAACGAGUCAUCUGUCAAUGGUCUCAGUGCUGCCAUCAAAGAUCAUCUCCCAGAUGCCUUUAAGGAUUUCGGGGACAGUAGCAGAAUGCACACGUUAGAGACCAGCCUUGCCUCGACAAACCGCGAUCUCGAACACGCAAGAAAGCAAGUCAACAGUCUCGAGAAAGAACUCGCCGAGUCCAAGGCACUCCAAGCGAAGACCGAAAACGACAUGGAAACUCUCCGAAAUGAAGUUCAACAGCUCAAAUCCGCACAAGGUUCAACCGACAACGUCAAGAAGGACCUCGGAGUACUCCGGGCGACAGUCACGGGUAUGGAAGCCAAGGUCCUCAAGGGGGAGAGGGACAUGAUUACCUUGCGCAAUGAUGUAGUCCACUCAGCAGAGAAGGCAGAAAAGGCGCUGGAGACUGGGGCUUUAGUCCUGAGCGUCCUGUCAACUUCUGGAGGCCAGAAGCGAAAGAUGGAUGCGAUUUCCUGA